GCUAUUCUUGAGGCAGAUGACGCCACAGCACUUCUGAGUCGACCAAUAGGGUGCGAGUAAGUGGCAUUAAACCAGCUGUAAAACAUGUGAGCCAAAUCCUUGCGGCCGCCAUUCCUGGAAAGAUCAGAGCAGCGGAAAGGUUGAUUCACCCCGUCAAGAUGAAGCCCGUGUCCCUAUUUCUGUUGGCCGUUUGCCUGCUCGCGGGGCAGGCUCAAUACCUUGCAGCACGGACCUUCGACUUUAUGCAAAGCCACCCGGCACAGCUGCCGGGCCAUCAUGGCUACAGCAUAUCAGCCCAGGCUCAAGGGCACUCCAGUCACGCUUUGCCAGCGCACCAUGGCUCGCACGCUGGUCAUGUUCACCAAGCCCAUGGGCAUGUAGUACAUCAAGGACAGGGUCGGUUCUCUAACGCUUACCAGCACCAAGUUGGCCACGGGCAUCAGCACAAUCGCCACCACCACUUUGCAGUGACUCCAUCCGCAACAACGCCGGUGGCAUCGAAAGCGAACCCAGCCUUGAUGUGCCGCGUCGUCAAAGUUCCUGUUGAUACCACGGUUCCCGCUGCGCCGCUGACGUCGCACUCCGGCUCAUACGGAGUCGGUAGCCAUAUCGCCACUUCCAUCGGGAAGGUCAACCCGGUGAUGGCCCUCCUACAGAACGCAUCUGCCACUAGUCUUCAAAACACCUCUGUGCCCCAUACAGUGGUUAUCCAAAAGAAGCUGGCCGUCAUCACAAAGUUCGGCCAUCAACCGAUGACCACUGCUUCCGUCCCAGCACGUCCGUCAGUCCUUACUGAUGCGACAACUGCGCCCAGUCUGGAAAUGGCAGUUCCAAGCACGGGGGUAGCGAAGGCGACAACUCGAUCCCGCCCGACGACAAAGAUAUCGACGCUCGCUCCUGUAGUGGUUAGCACACUUGGCGCUCCUGCUUCCACUCUAGGUGUCCCGACUCCGCUCGCUGACACCUUUCCUGUCCAAGCUACCACAAUUGCUUCGACCGAUAUACCUGCUUCCGUUCAACAAGAGGUCUCGUCAACAACCCGGGUCGCAGUUCGGCUCAAUACUGGUGUGGAUUCUACCCCACUGGUAUCGCAGUCACCCUUGCCAAUCACAGCUGCACCCUCCGAGACGUCUGCUCGUGGUUCAGUGUCGACUAUGGCUUUCACAAACGCUGUUGCCACCACGGCCACUGCCCUAGGUUCCCUGGAUCCGCGCGCUGCCCCCUUCACUGCCCUGGUGACUUCGACGGACGAGUACACUUUUGGUCCUGUACAUCGUGAGCAGGCAAAUACGGCCACCGUAACACCGGCUGGAACCAAAUCCCCCACCCCGCUUUUCGUCGAAUCUAAUGCAGGGACUGUGCCUACAUCUGCACCAAAACAGCUUGGAGCUUCUCCGGCGACCGUGGGCGCAGUCUCCGUACGGUCAGCUAGGUUCACUUCAGCCCCGCCCUUUGCAGCAGCUCCAACAAUUCCUGGUACCGAGGCACCACCGACUGCGACUACGGCAGAAGGCAUCACCGUCGCAACUACGACAGACUCUGCUGUCACGCUUCCAGCCAUGGCGCUUUCCGCGACUUCCGAACCUGCUUCUUCGAAACCUGGGAAGUCAACUGUCAUUUAUGCCCGCUCGGCUCGCCCCAAAACCCGGUAGCUCGUUGAACCGUGACCUUUCCAGUAGUAAUGGCAUCAAGGAUAAUGUAAAGUGAUUUUUGUAGUAGCUGAUAUUUCAGGGUAUGUUUGCAGAGUUUUAAGAAUUUUACUGUGCGCAUUGUACAUGUUAUAAAUUUUGACCGGUGUCCUAAGAUUGCGCAAUAAACACGGGCAUUUU
Dermacentor silvarum is the source of this 1829-nucleotide messenger RNA. RefSeq lists its product as uncharacterized. The record is from RefSeq and is a predicted model, not a curated record. The transcript is spliced from 2 exons. Bases 159 to 1652 code for a protein of 497 amino acids. NCBI's taxonomy places the organism in Eukaryota, Metazoa, Arthropoda, Arachnida, Ixodida, Ixodidae.